This is a messenger RNA of Oreochromis niloticus (Nile tilapia), 4725 nucleotides long. RefSeq names its product zinc finger and BTB domain containing 22b (gene zbtb22b). The transcript has 5 exons. Gene Ontology annotation, biological process: regulation of transcription by RNA polymerase II. Gene Ontology annotation, molecular function: DNA-binding transcription factor activity, RNA polymerase II-specific; RNA polymerase II cis-regulatory region sequence-specific DNA binding; protein binding. NCBI's taxonomy places the organism in Eukaryota, Metazoa, Chordata, Actinopteri, Cichliformes, Cichlidae. The record is from RefSeq and is a predicted model, not a curated record. Bases 224 to 2533 code for a protein of 769 amino acids.
GGUUUUUUUUUAGUUUAUUUUGUGUCGGCCGAAGUCUGGCUCGUCUGUCUGGGUCGCUCUUAAAGGCGACGCGUGGCUGUCUGCUGCUGCGGAGAUCAGCUGCGAGGAGCUUUUUCUCAAAAAUGCUCCCCAAACUUCAGGGCCUGGAUGAACCGGCAGGACCCGCCGCCCUCCGCUCGGUCAGAGGCCGGACUGUAACGGGCUCAGGUGUCAACUGAAAACGAUGCAGUCUGUGCCCAUGGAGGUGGGAAGCAGCAGCGGCUCAGUGGUUCAGGUUUGCUUCCCCGGUGCUCAGACCUCGGUGCUGGACAGCCUGAACCGGCAGAGAGAGGACGGCAGCCUCUGCGACCUCUCCAUCCACGUCCAGGGACAAGUGUUCAAGGCCCACCGCUGCGUCCUGGCUGCGUCCUCGCCCUACUUCCACGACCAGGUACUACUGAAGAACAUGUCCACGGUCUCCAUCCCAGCGGUGAUGGACCCGCUGGCGUUUGAGAGCGUGCUGAGCUGCGCCUACACGGGUCAGCUCCGGAUGCUCCGCGAUGACAUCGUCAACUACCUCACAGUGGGCAGCGUCCUGCAGAUGUGGCACAUAGUGGACAAAUGCACGGAGCUGCUGAAGGAGGGCCGAGCCGCGGCAGCAGGAGGGAGCGGAGGAGGUGGAGGAGGUGGGGCUGUGCAGGAUGGAACGAGUGGAGCUGGAGGAUCAGCCAACUCCGGCUGUAGCAGCAGCAAUGGUGAUGGUGGAGCAGGUGGUGGUAAUGGAGCUGCUGGUGCUGAAAGUGUUGGUCAAGUACAGCUUGGGGAGUCUAACGAACCCCCGCGAGCCUCCCAGCCUCCCAGCCGCCCGUCGGUGAGCGAGAGCCAAUCACCCAGCAGCACCAACUACUUCAGCCCGAGGGACGGGAGCAGCUUUGGGGGAGGUGGCGCGGCUCCAACGGGGGCUUCUGGGGAUGGAGGCGGUGCUAACAACACCCCCAGCUACUGCACUCCAUCAGGAGGCGAAGAAGCCUUCCUUAUUGAGGAGGAAGACGAAGCCGAGGAGGAAGAGGAGGAGGUGCUGUACCAUCAAAGGAAACGAGGAAGCACAGGAGGAGGAGGAGGCAGCGGGAGGAGGAAGAAGAUGAGCUCAGUGUCAGAGCAGGAGGUCACGGUCAGCGACAGCUUUGGGGUUUCAUCCUAUCAGGACGGAGAGGACUCUGCAUUACCGCUGCAGAAGCGUCCCACCUACAGCCAGCCCAGCAUCAUGCCUCGCAAGCAGUGGGUGGUGGUGAAAACCGAACGGACAGAGGACGACGACCUGAUCGUGGUCUCCGGGGAGGAAGGAGGAGAAGAUGAGGAGGACGAGGAUGAGAGGGAGAUGGAGCUGGCACGAGUGCGGGAAAGGAGCAAUUUCAACAUCUCAAACGUCAGGAGCCUUUCAGGCGAGCUCGGGGGCAGAGCGGACAACGACAUGGACUCACAGGUCGAUUACUGCCAGUCUUCAGAGGACUACCUCAAGUUUGAAGGAAGUCUCAUGGACCAAACUUUAGCGCAACACCUUCACGACGGCGCUGCAGGUCAGAACCAGAACACUAACCGGGCGGUUUCGGCGCUGCUGGGUCAGGUUCAGUCUGCAGCCUCGGCCCGGGCUCAGCUCUUCCCACUGGACAUGCAGGGAAACCAGAUCCUGCUGUACAGCCAGGCCUCCGGACUCCCGCUGGAUGCUAGCGCGCCGCCCCUGGGGAUGGCAGGUGGUAUGAUCGGAGGGUCGUCCUUCAAAGGUCCCAGUAUGGAGCACGGUGCGGUCCACCUGUCGGUGCAGGGUGGUUUGGGGGUGGAUGGCGCAGAGAGCGGAGGAAUCGGAGGUGGAGGCGGCAGCAGUGGCGGCGGCUCUGGGGGUUCAGGGAAAGUGUUCAUGUGUCACUGCGGGAAGACCUUUACCCACAAGAGCAUGAGGGACCGCCACAUUAACAUGCACCUGGACCUGCGGCCCUUCCACUGCCCCGUCUGCGCCAAGAAGUUCAAGAUGAAGCAUCACCUCACCGAGCACAUGAAGACGCACACGGGCCUGAAGCCAUACGACUGCCUCGGCUGCGGCAAGAAGUUCAUGUGGCGCGACAGCUUCAUGAGGCACCGCUCGCACUGCGAGAGGCGUAGCGGGCUGGGAGAGAGCGGCGAAGGUGGAAGCGGCAGCGAUGGAGGGAGGAGAGGUGGAGGAGGAGGUGAGGAUGGUCCAGAUCUGAUUUCCUCCCCUCACCUCCUCCUGUCUGCAGGUGAGGGUGGGCAGGGAGGCAUUCUGGGAGGUGGAGCGAGGGGAGGAACGUCAGUGUUGUCCCCACAGCACGGUGGCGUCUCAGCCGCAGGAAGCGGCGGUGGUAACAGCAGCAGUGUCGCUCUGAGCAACAACAUGGCCGCUGCUGCAGGGGCACUCCUCGGGGCGGUCUCCCAGAGCCAGGGUCAGGGAUCUGUGAUGUUUGGCGGUCUGGGGUUGGGUCGGGGUGCGUGUGAGGAAGACGUGUGCGAGGUCAGUGCCAAUGAAAGUAGCGUGACUUAAACCAAAAUGUGUGUUGAAUCCAACGGGCGCCUCUUUCCAAGCAAACAGCUGCUGGUUCCUGCUGCUGCUCUGAAAAGAAGAAGCUCAGUGAGAAGCUCAGAAACUCUUUUAACUGCCAACGUGUUUUAAACAGAGGUCGAGUAAAAAACAGGCGAGGCUCCCGUUGGACACGCACAACCUGAAGGACCUCCAGGGAAACGAGACUUUGAGUUUCCACUCAUCUGCUGUGGUGUUUCUGAGACAAACGUGUGAAACUUGUUGUUAUCCACAGUUUAGAAUACUCUGAAUCGUGGCCUCGUAGAAGCGGACCUUCUGUCUCUGAGUAUUUGUUUAAAACGACAGAGACGAUUAGUUUAUUUUGAGUGAAUAAUAUACGUGUUUGUCGGGAGGAAACCAAAAACUAAAGGACAGCGCUUCUCUUACUGUUACCUUCUGUGGGGACACUAUAGUCUCAGUAGAGUAGAAAAAUGGCUGUUCUGAAUUGCUGUGACUUUCUGCAGUAUUGUUUUGUGAUAUAUUUCCUGUGAUUGGAGUAAAAAACCUAAAUCUGCAAAAACAAAUUGAACCUGAAAAUAAAUAGUUUUUUUAAAGCUUCGGGGUUCAUGAAACUCUCAGCUGACUUAAUCAGACGCUAAACGUUUGUUUGAACCAAGAAAAAUGCAGAUUUGUGUUUUUUCUAAAAUUCCUCACAGCAGCAGCAGCCCUGCAGUCUUUCCUGCCUCGGUCCCACAAACAGACCAAACUCAGCACUGCCAUGUUGUUUCAGAUGAUGCUGCUGGUACCAGUUUGAAGCCCAGCCUGAGGAUUCAGCUCCGAGAAAACAAAGAGCCACGUGUAGCAUAUAGACUGUAUGUAGAAGAUGGACACAGCCACCAUGACAUGUUGUAGCUACUCCAACUACUGACUAAGGAACACACCAUAACUGAGGAAACCGUAAAUAUAAAUAGGUACAGAUUUCUGCUAGUUAGACUCAUAACAGACUAAUAAUUAAAGAUACUAGAAUUUCAAAACUGAAGCACAGACAUGUUGUACCUCAUAGUAAGAUAAAUUAUUUAUUUCUCUCAUACUUCCAUUAAUGCUUCACAAACACUGUUCACUCAGAUGAUGUGCGGCCUUUAAGCUACAGUCAGUACCGUCAGUUUAGGGAGACACAUCCUGACUUUGGGCCUUUGUAAAAUCUAAUGAAGUGAGUUAUAUGGAGUACAGCUGAUAUGAAGGGGGAAAUAUUAAUAGAGGGCAAGAUAACUUUGUACCAGCUGGGAGGAGGCCUCGGGGCAGAACCAGAUGAGCUGGAGGAGGUGACUGAACUCAGCUUAGACCCAGAUAGGCAGCAGAAAAUGGGUGGAUGGCCUUGACAUGUUUAUUCCAUCUCUGAAAUAGCCUGCUUGUGCUUAAUUUUUCAUGCCCGGGCCCUUCCGUUUGGUAUAAAUGAUAAUAAAUAAUAAACUGUGCUCUUGCAUGGUCUGCAGAUCACAGGGCUCAGAGUGUAAAACACCUGCUGGCCUCAAACUGAAGCUCAGCAAACAUCAGCAAAUACGUUACAAAAUAAAAGCUUUGAAACAUCCAGCACAAACAACAGUUACACCAUUAAAGUUUAAGUCUGUAGCAACAAAAUGCAAACUGGACUUUAAGCCUGUGUUGGAUUUACACGUGGUUCUUUCUUUUAGCUGAACCUUCAGUAGCGCCGUCACAGAGGGAAGCCUGUUGAUCUCAGUCAUGUAUGAAGGGAGGAAUAUUUCUUUAGACUGCUCAUUUAUUGACGUGUGCAGCUCGAGCCUGACUCUCAAAGUGAUUUUCAAACAUGUUCGCGUGUAGAAGUUCAAAAGUUGAAGCUAAAUUUAUUUCAGCUCUACACAAACACAAACACUACCUGUAACUGAUCACUUCCCCUCUGGAGCUUUUAUAGCUGGAGGCGACUAACUUACUGUUUUGCUGCUGCUUUCACUUUAUUACUUUGUUGUUUGCAGAGUUUUUGGGCUUUGAAGAGUAUAAAAUAUUCUUAUUGCUGUAAAUAUAUAGAAAUAUAUGUCAACUACUCAUCAGGCUGGGAGCAAAGUUUAGAUACAGAUGUUGUUUGAUCUGAUUUUUCAGAGGAGGAAGUCUGUGAGAGUUUCUCUACAAGGCUUCCUAAAAAUCCUCCUACCCUGCAGCCAUCUGUUCAGUAAUGUUUAGUUCACUGAGGUCUUAUCUAA